Linum tenue is the source of this 2469-nucleotide messenger RNA. NCBI's taxonomy places the organism in Eukaryota, Viridiplantae, Streptophyta, Magnoliopsida, Malpighiales, Linaceae. The record is from the annotation of a GenBank genome assembly.
CGUCUUCUGUUCGCCUGUUCUUUCUUUCUCGAACUGUAAAUUUUCUCAUCUCGCAGAUCUGAGCGUACCGGCUCACUUUGAUCAUCAAAUUGCCAGAACCCGCGAACUUGACUGCCUUCUUUCACGCUGUCGGGAGAGAAUUGUCUAGUCGAAGAUCAAGGGCGGCGGGUUGAUUUUGAAUCCGAAGAAAUGGUGGUGGUAUCCGCUUCCCGGGAUUACAUCAACUGCAUGCUGCUGGAUAUCUCCGGGAUGAAGGUUCUAAUUCUGGAUUCCCAAACGGUCAGUAUCGUAAGUGUUGCCUAUUCACAAUCUGAACUGCUUCACAAAGAAGUAUUUUUGGUUGAAAUGAUAGACACAAUCUCGAAGUCUAAAGAAUCUAUGACACAUUUGAAAGCGGUUUGCUUCGUUCGUCCUACAUCAGAGAAUAUCCAGUAUUUGCGACGCCAGCUAGCUAAUCCUAGAUUUGGAGAGUAUCACCUAUUUUUCUCCAACAUGUUGAAGGAUACCCAGAUUCAUCUAUUGGCUGACUCAGAUGAACAAGAAGUUGUUCAACAAGUACAGGAGUUUUAUGCAGACUUUGUUGCACUUGAUCCUUACCAUUUCUCUUUGAAUAUUCCUUCAAAUCAUAUGUAUAUGCUUCCAGCAGUCAUCGAUCCUUCAGGUUUGCAACACUUCUGUGACCGAGUAGUUGACGGGAUCGCAACUCUUUUCUUGGCGCUGAAACGAAGGCCUGCUAUCAGAUACCAAAGGACCUCAGAUGUUGCCAAAAGGAUAGCCCAUGAAUCAGCAAAGCUGAUGUAUCAGAAGGAAAGUGGCCUUUUUGAUUUCAGAAGGGGCGAGCUUUCUCCUUUGUUGCUGAUAAUAGAUCGAAGAGAUGAUCCUGUAACCCCUUAGUUGAAUCAGUGGACCUAUCAGGCUAUGGUUCAUGAAUUAAUUGGUAUCCAGGAUAAUAAAGUUGACCUCAGAGGCAUUGCUAAAGCAUCAAAAGAUCAGCAGGAAGUGGUCCUAUCGUCGGAGCAGGAUGCAUUCUUUAAGCUCAACAUGCAUGAGAACUUCGGAGAUAUUGGGAUGAAUAUCAAGCGAAUGGUGGAUGACUUUCAGCAGGUUGCAAAGAGUAACCAAAAUAUUCAGACAAUAGAGGACAUGGCCAAAUUUGUUGAGAAUUAUCCCAAAUAUCGGAAAAUGCAUGGCAAUGUCUCGAAGCAUGUGACGCUGGUGACUGAAAUGAGCAAGAUAGUUGAGGAGCGAAAGCUCAUGUUAGUUUCACAAACCGAACAGGAGUUAGCUUGCAAUGGUGGACAAGGGGCAGCUAUUGAGGCAGUAACCAAUCUUCUUUAUAAUGAGAGUGUAUCAGAUAUUGACCGCCUGCGCCUAGUGAUGUUGUACGCUUUACGUUAUGAGAAGGAAAGUUAUGUUCAGUUAAUGCAGCUAUUCAAUAAGCUUGCAUCUCGAACUGCAAAGUACAAGCCAGGGCUUGUGCAAUUCCUACUUAAGCAAGCUGGUGUAGAUAAGCGGACUGGCGAUCUGUUUGGGACUCGGGACUUCUUGAAUAUAGCUCGUAACAUGGCUCGUGGUCUGAAGGGAGUUGAAAAUGUAUACACACAGCACCAACCUCUUCUGUUCCAAACAAUGGAAAACAUAAUCAAGGGACGGCUGAGGGAUGUAGACUACCCAUUUGUUGGUAAUCAUUUCCAACAGGGGAGGUUCGUUUCUCAGCUCCUUUCCUUCUCAUAUGCGAUGUCAAGCUGAAGACUGAAACUUUAUAUUGCAUAGAACACAAGAUAACUAGAUUAAUCAUCCAAUCUCUUGCUAGUCCACUGUUUUAAGUUGCAAACUGAGACAUAAUCACAUUCUUUGGUUAACUAUCACCAUGGAGUGAUAACUAAAAUUUUAAGGAAACUAAUGAAUAUUUCUGUGAUGGUUUUUGAAGUAAAUGAUUACAGUUUUCAUAGUGGUCACCACCUUUCAAGUUUCAAGGUCUCUCUUAACAGCCAGACAUGGGUUUUCUUCAAUUCUGUAUGACGUUACCCAGCAUGCAAGGUUGGAAUUAAUGUUACAAAAAAUUUAUUUUCUUUCAAAUCCUUAGGAUGAGAUUUAUUUGUGCAGGCCACAGGAUGUGAUUAUUUUCAUUGUUGGUGGGACGACGUAUGAGGAGUCACGUUCUGUAGCUCUGCAAAAUGCUGUGCAUACUGGCGUUCGUUUUACACUUGGUGGUUCUGUAGUUCUCAACUCCAAAAGGUUUAUAAGGGACCUGGAAGAAGCACAGAGAAUAGCUAAAUCUAGCACAAAUGUCGUUUGAAAAGUUUUACUUCCACCCUCAUUCUAGCCUCUUCUCAUUCAUGUAAAUAAACGAAAAGAGGAGUCGAGGCCAGGCGGGUUAUGGAGAGGAGGGUGGUGGGUUCUUGUUGUUAAGCUUUGAAGAGGGGUAUGAAACAACGUUUCUCAUUAAUUUCAACGUUAGUAUCAUUA